Molecule: messenger RNA, 2064 nt
Organism: Aricia agestis (brown argus)
Lineage: Eukaryota; Metazoa; Arthropoda; Insecta; Lepidoptera; Lycaenidae
Product: kanadaptin
Exons: 10
Coding region: 113-2035 (640 amino acids)
Molecular function (GO): mRNA binding; protein binding
Source: RefSeq, a predicted model, not a curated record
CAAUAAAAUUUAAUAUAAUUUAUAGUAUGAAUUUAAGGGAAAAAGGUACAAACUUGUAUGUGUAACUUAUAUAUCUAGGGUUGACAUAUAUGACUACAUAAAAAUUAUCGACAUGGCUGAAGAAAAUCCAGGUGAAAUCACCACUGAGAAAGUGGAAUUCAAAAAGCCUGUAUUUAUUGGCCGCGUAGGAAAGUUACCCAAAAAAGUUAAGACAGAAAAGGAAAUAUCUGAGGUAGACAACAAACAGCAGACGCCGGAAGAACAUAGUAGCGAAACAGCACAGCAUGCUGCAAAAGAAUUGUUGACACCAUGUAGUUACAAGGAACCAAAAUGGUCAGGGGUUUGCCCAGAUGGUUCAGACUACGGUUUGGAAGUGUUAAAAUCGGGGAUUAUUAUGGAAAGAAUAGAUUUAACAAAGAAACCAUAUUAUGUGUUUGGGAGGCAACCAAAUUCUGAUGUUGUGAUGGCACAUCCAACAAUAUCCAGGCACCAUGCAGUCCUUCAGUACAAGGCAUUCUCCGAAGAAGGUGAGGUUCCUUCAGGCUGGUACAUAUUCGACCUGGGCAGCACACAUGGUACCUUCCUCAACAGAGACAGGAUAAAAGAACGUCAGUAUACAAGAGUUAGGGUCGGGCAUCAAAUCAAAUUUGGCACCAGCACAAGAACAUACAUUGUUUUGGGACCAGACUUUGACUGUGAGGGUGAAUCUGAGUUGACGGUAACAGAGAUUAAGAAGAGAGCUAGUGAAAUGAAAUUAGAAAGAGACCGAUUGAUAAAAGAAGCUAUUGAACAAAGGGAAAAGGCAAAGUUAGAGGAAGAGAGAAAAAGAGAGGAACAGGGCAUAGAUUGGGGAAUGGGUGAAGACGCAGAGGAAGAACCAGACCUAGCCGAAAACCCCUAUGCCUCAACUGGUAAUGAAGAGCUAUACCUGGACGAUCCCAAAAAAACCCUCCGAGGUUACUUUGAACGAGAGGGCCAUGAAUUGGUAUACAACUGUGAGGAGAGAGGCAUAGGCCAAUUUAUUUGCAAAGUAGAACUACCUAUAGAUGAUGCCAGAGGGAAUCCAGUAAUAGCAGAAGUAAUACAUAAGGGCAAAAAGAAGGAGGCAGUUAUUGCUUGUGCAUUGGAGGCUUGUCGUAUUUUGGACAGAGCUGGCCUACUGAGACAAGCGAAGCAUGAAUCACGCAAAAGAAAGGAGCGAGACUGGAGUGCAGAUGACUACUAUGACUCAGAUGAAGACACAUUCCUUGAUAGGACUGGAGCUGUGGAGAAGAAGAGGCGGGCUCGUAUGGAGAAACAUGGUGUCGUGGUGCAGGAGAGCAGCAAACCACUCACCUACGAUGACCUGCUGAAUAAGAUGGCAGAGAUUGAGAAGACUAUAACAAUAGAAGAGAAGGCCCUAGAGCGACUACGCGCGUCAAACAAGAGCACAGCAAAAACAGAGGAGCAAGUUGAUGCAUUAGACGAGUUUAUGAAUUCACUGGCUUCACAAAAACAGAGCAUGUCACAAAAGGCGGAAAUAUCUAAAACAAAGAUGAAUAUACAGAAGUUAAAAGCUGAACUAGCAAAAACUACAAGGCUGGCGGAGCUAGCCAGACCUGCAGAUGCUCCCCCAUUGGUGAAAAAACAACCUAACUCUGUUGCGAUUAAGCAAGCUAACUCUGUUGUAUAUGGGAAAAGGAUAAAAUUAAAAGAAGACACAGAAAAAAGGCCUAAAGUAAAACAAGUAAAGCAAGAAGAGAAAGAGUUUGUUGAAGAAAUUGAUUCAGAUGAGGAAACAGAACAGAAAGAAGUUAAAACUGAAGAAAUAUCUAAAGAUACAACAGAAUCAAACAAUAUGGUUUCAAAUAUAAAAAAGGUAGAUGCUAAAAAUAAUGUAAAAGAAGAUCAGAAAGAUAGCAAAACUGAAGAACCUAAGGAAAAGAGAAUAUAUGGACCGAUGAGACCUCCUGAGAACUAUGUUAUACCAGAAAAUUACUUUGAUCAAGAAACUGAUAGGGAUUUACCAGAAAUAGAAGAAAAAGAUAACAUCUAAGUAGUGGUUUUAGUAAAAUCUGAAAUCAG